This is a messenger RNA of Nicotiana tabacum (common tobacco), 1142 nucleotides long. RefSeq names its product disease resistance protein RRS1B. The record is from RefSeq and is a predicted model, not a curated record. Gene Ontology annotation, molecular function: transcription cis-regulatory region binding; DNA-binding transcription factor activity. Gene Ontology annotation, biological process: regulation of DNA-templated transcription. NCBI's taxonomy places the organism in Eukaryota, Viridiplantae, Streptophyta, Magnoliopsida, Solanales, Solanaceae. Gene Ontology annotation, cellular component: nucleus.
AACGUGUGGUUUUGUCAUCUCUCUAGUUCAUUUCUCAUUAUUCUCUCUCUCAUAAUCAAUUGGAGAGCUCUCUAAUAUCUGUUCCCUUAUUAUUGUUCUCACUGCAGCUCCAUUUCCUUCGCCUUAACUGUCCCCUUGUGUCUCAUGCGAAGAAAAAAGGAAGUUUUUUAAUCCCAAAAACAGAAAACAAGAAAGCAGAAGGAAGAUCAUAUAGUCAUGGGUAAAAGUAGGCCACCAAAAUCAGAGUCUAAAACUUCAAGACUGCUUGAACCACAAUUUGUUGCCCCCAAAAAGAGAUGACUCAGAAAGUUGUGAUCACAGUACAAAUGGAAGCAAAUGCUAUAAAGCAGAAGAAUGAAGGGCCUCCUUCAGAUUGUUGGAGCUGGAGAAAAUAUGGACAGAAACCCAUCAAAGGAUCCCCUUAUCCCAGGGGUUACUACAAAUGCAGCAGCUCAAAGGGUUGUUCGGCUAAAAAACAAGUAGAAAGGUCCAGUACAGAUUCAUCCUUGUUCAUCAUUACAUACACAUCCACCCAUAAUCAUCCAGGUCCAAAUUUGCCUUACAAAGACUCCCCUCUCAAUCCUGUUACACAAGAUUCUCCCAUGACUCUGCAGCAAGAUCAAGAACCAAUAACGGACCGACAUGUGUCCCUCGAAGACAAUGAUGGCAUACUUGUCCAGCAAGAAGAGAAUCAAUUCACUGAUAAGUUGUUGGGAACAAUUUCAUAUGAUGAUUUUCUGCCCCUUUCUUACCCUCAACUAAUGAACUUUCCAAAAUCAGAAUUGUCAGAAGAAAAUGACUUUUAUGAUGAGCUAGGAGAAUUACAACUACCUCCAUCUUUUACUUCAUUUGCAGGCAUUUUUGAGGAGACAAUCCUUGUAGAUCCCUCUUAUUCUUAGUAAAAAAAUGCAGAGAUCACACUUCAGAUAGGUUUCAUUGACAGGUAGUAGUGUUUGUGAAUUUCUUGAUGGGUAAUUUCUUGUUGCCAAUGCCUGAGGUCAAAUCAUUUCAUUUGGCACAUUGUAAGUAUGAUAUUUCAGAAGGAGACUCAAAACAUUUAAUUUGUAGCCAUGUAAAGGAAGCUCGCUGCUUUGUUUUUGAUAAUAGGAUUUUGCAACACUUUGUAUUAACCUGGUUUUCUA